Molecule: messenger RNA, 1136 nt
Organism: Rosa chinensis
Lineage: Eukaryota; Viridiplantae; Streptophyta; Magnoliopsida; Rosales; Rosaceae
Product: glycine-rich RNA-binding protein RZ1A
Exons: 5
Coding region: 206-883 (225 amino acids)
Molecular function (GO): zinc ion binding; RNA binding
Source: RefSeq, a predicted model, not a curated record
AUUUUUCUCUAUUAGGUCUUCUUCUUGUUUUCGAAGCCGAACCCAAAAGAAAGAAAACCCCCAAACCUUCUCUCUCUCUCACACAAGUCUUGAGAUCUAGCCCUAAAUCGCUCUUCGCUGCUCUCUCGUUUAAUUAGCGAAUUGGGUGAAUUUCUGUGCUUGGGUUUCUGUUGGUUUAGCUCUGCGUGUUCUCCGUGUUUAUAAAAUGUCGGAAGAACCCGAGUAUCGUUGCUUUAUUGGUGGCCUUGCCUGGUCAACGUCUGAUAGGAGUCUAAAAGAAGCUUUUGACAAGUAUGGGAAGCUUGUUGAAGCCAAGGUUGUUGUUGAUAAGUUCUCGGGGCGCUCUCGUGGAUUUGGGUUUGUCACUUUUGAUGAUAAAAAAGCAAUGGAAGAGGCAAUUGAGGAAAUGAACGGAAUCGAUUUAGAUGGACGAACUAUCACUGUUGAUAAAGCUCAGCCUCACCAAGGUUCAGGUAGAGAUUAUGAUGGUGACCGCAGCCGUGAUCGUGGCGGCCGCGAUCGUGACCGUGGUCGUGAUUAUGGAGGUGGCGGACGUGGAUCUGGUGGUGGGGGAGAUUGCUUCAAGUGUGGCAAGCCAGGACAUUUUGCAAGGGAGUGUCCUAGUGGUGAAGUUUCAAGAGGAGGUGGCGGCAGGUAUGGUGGUAGGGAUGAUAAGUACAGUGGAGGAGGUGGUGGUGGUGGUAGCCGCUAUGGAGACCGAAAUGGAGGAGGAGGAGGGCCUGAUCGAAAUGGAGACCGAUACAGCGGGCGCAGCAGGGAUUCUGGUUCUGGUGGUCGUUCAAGCUCUGGAAGCGAUCGUUUCAGUCGUGACCGCUCUGGUCCAUAUGAGCGUCGGGGGACAGGAGGUUUCCGUUCUGGAUAGAAUCGGUGCUUUGGACAGUGCUCCCGAUGGAAGGUGCUGCUCAACUGGCUUUCACCGUCUGCACUGCAUUGAAGUUUCUUCUGGAUAUGUUCUGAUGAUGUCUGAGUGGACUAAUUUCGUUAGACCAGUGUUUUGAAAGUGCGAAUAUUGCAUAGAUAUUCUCCUGUUUUUUGUUGCUAAAUGCUCGACCGAAUGUUUUGAUCCGAUGGAAUUUUAUGCUUGCUUGAUAAUCACAUUUCAAUUUGGCCUUAUA